AUGCGGAUCUUAUAUCUCUUUUCAAAUUCCGCCUCCCCCCACUCCAGGUUCCGCCGGACGCCAAAUGGCCCCGCGGAAGGCGCAUCUAGCGCCGGUGGUGCCGGCAGAGGCGGCAUCGGUCAGGGAAGCGGGCAGGGGAUGCCAGGAGCGGGAAUAGGCGGAGCUGCCGGCGGAUCCGGCGGAGGUCCGGGCGGGUAUCGUGGAGCAACAGGUCCUCAGUCACAGCAAAGAUAUGGAUCAACAGCAGUCGCGGGAAACGGUCCCACACCAGCAGCAGCGCCUGCGCCUUCCGCGUGGGGUGCGGGCCUUGCGCGCACAAGUGCGCCUACCCCCGCCGCUUCCGGCACCCAGCAGCAGCGGCAGCAGCAGCAACCAGCGGUGCAGCUGUCAUCCGGCCCGGGGAUUCCAGGUUUUGAGUCUGCGCCUCCCCCUGCGGAUUCCGCCUUCCCCGGCCUUUCCCGCUCCACGUCCGCGGGCGGAGCAGCAGCUCGGCCGGGGGCUCCGGGCGUAGCUGGGCCGGGCGCAGGCGCCCCUGCGCCAGUAGUAGGGUCUGGGGGAGCGCCUGGCGCAGGGCCUGCGGGUGUGCCUGCGCCGAGAAUAUCGUUUGCAGCUGCAGCAGCUUCUGGGGGGAUGUCGUACGCGCAAAGAGCGGCGCAGGCGCUGAAUCGCGCGGCUGCACCGCCCGCCCAAGCGCAACAGGCGCAGGUACAGGCGCAGCAAGCGCGGGUGGGCGGAAGCGGGGCGCAGCAAGCGACAGGUCAAGCGGGGGAAGCCGCGUCACAGGGGAAGGCGGACGCUGCUAAGCCGCCGCAGGGCACGGAAACAGCAGCACAGGCGGGCACAGGCGCAGGGGCAUCUGGUGGAGCGGGGGCGGACGGGGGUCAGGGAGCAGCGGGCGGGGCGAAGGGUAGCGCGAAGGGGGGGGCGAAACCACCGGUGAAGGCUCUUGGUCCUGCUGCGGCUGUAGCGGGGCCUCCUGCUCUUCCCCCUGGCGUAUCGCCUGUAGCUCUGCAGUUCGGCACGUUCAACCCUAACUUCAUGGGCGCCAGCGGCCCCGUUAUUGUAUGCCCCGGUUCCCCUUUCUCUCACCUUCGCCCUGCCCGGGCAUUGUAUGCCCGGGUUCCCCUUUCUCCCCUCCUCGCUCCUGACCCGUUUGACGUUUUCCUCUUUCGUCCUCUGUCUCUCACUACUUGA
Molecule: messenger RNA, 1194 nt
Organism: Closterium sp. NIES-65
Lineage: Eukaryota; Viridiplantae; Streptophyta; Zygnematophyceae; Desmidiales; Closteriaceae
Source: the annotation of a GenBank genome assembly